AUGGAGGAAAACAGGUGGUUUUUGUCCAUCAUUCAAAAUGAGUUCAGGACUGGAAAGAUUGAUUUAGACAGCACAAUGAAGCUGCUUGAAAAAUUUCAUAUGCCUUUUGAUUUUGAACAUGUAAAACAUGUUUUCAAGAAAACGCUUGACAAACGUAAGACACAGAUGAUUAACAUAGAAGAUUUCAGGGCAAUUUAUCGAGCUCUUGUACACAGAUCUGAAUUUCGAGAACUUUUCUGUGCAUAUUCUCCAGACUGCAAAAUUCUAUCUGCCACCGAGCUCACUGAAUUUCUCAGAAGAGAAAAAUAUGAAACCACAGCUUGUGAAACAAGUGCCUUAGAAAUUAUUCUGAAGUAUGAACCCAUUGAAGAAGUGAGGAAAAGAAGGCAGAUGUCAUUUGAAGGAUUUAUAAGGUACAUGAGCUCAUCGGACUGUUCGAUAUUUAGAAACGAACACAAGACUGUCUACCAAGAUAUGAACCACCCAUUAUGCGACUAUUUUAUUUCAUCUUCUCACAACACCUACUUGAUAUCUGACCAACUAGUAGGGCCCAGUCAUUUGUGGGGAUAUACCAGCGCUCUCUUAAAAGGGUGUCGUUGCUUGGAAAUUGACUGCUGGGAUGGCUCAAACAAUGAACCUGUUGUGUAUCACGGACACACUUUAACGAGCAAAAUUCCAUUUAAUUCUGUAAUUCAAGUGAUAGACAAGUAUGCAUUUGUGGCUUCUGACUAUCCGGUUGUACUCUCUUUGGAGAACCACUGCAGCCCUAAGCAACAGGAAGUAAUGGCAGACUAUUUAAGAAAUAUUCUAGGUGACAAACUUCUUACUUCAACAAUUGGUGAUACAGUGGUGACACAACUACCUUCUCCUGAGGCAUUAAAAUUCAAAAUUCUGAUAAAAAAUAAAAAAGUUGGAACCAUUGAGGAAGGUAUGCUCAGGAGAAAUGCUGAGAGUCAUGGUGAGACAGGAGAAAUUUCUGAAUUUGAAUAUCUGUCUGAUGAAGCUGAGACUGAUGAAAAAGCCCCUCUUUACCGAAGGACUCGCUCCUCAAAAAGAAAAAAUGAACACAGCCAUUCACUCCCACCUCGAAAAAAGGCAAAGGUAAUUUUUAUGAAAAUUGCCAUUGGCCUGUCAGACCUUGUGAUUUAUACCAAAUCUGAGAAAUUUGUGAGCUUUGAGCAUUCCUUAGCUAAUCAGAAGUGCUUUGAAAAUAAUUCCAUUGGAGAGGUUCGAGCACGGAAAUUUGUAAAACAUUCAGCUAAAGAAUUUGUUUCGCAUACUUCAAGAUUCAUUACAAGAAUCUAUCCUAAAGGAACAAGAGCAAACUCUUCAAAUUAUAAUCCACAAGAGUUCUGGAAUGUGGGGUGUCAAAUGGUGGCCUUAAACUUCCAGACACCGGGACUACAAAUGGAAUUGCAAGUUGGAAAAUUCCAAGACAAUGGUGGUUGUGGCUAUAUUCUGAAACCAGAAUUCUUGAGAAAUCACGAUUCAACAUUUACCCCACACAGUGUUGGUAGAUACAGUAAACCUAUGUCUCUGUCAAUAAGGCUUAUCAGUGGUCAUCAGUUACCACCCAGUAACCUGUCGAAGACUAACAAAGCUGACCCGUUAGUGAACAUAGAAAUUUAUGGUGUGCCAGAAGAUCAAACAAGAAAAAAAUCUAGCGUUAUAAAAAGUAAUGCUUUGAGCCCUAGAUGGGAUGAAGUCUUCUCUUUUACUAUCCAAGUUCCAGAACUGGCAUUGAUACGCUUCUGUGUGGAGGAUGAGAUAUCACUGGUUGCAAACGAAUUCCUUGGUCAAUACACUUUACCACUGCUGAGUCUGAGUAAAGGUUACUGUAAUGUUCCCCUGUUGUCCAAAGAUGGUGACAACCUUGAACCUGCAUCGCUAUUUGUUCAUGUCUGGUACUACUAAUGACACUCUGCAGUAGCAGUUGUUCUGGAG
Messenger RNA from Athene cunicularia (burrowing owl), 1944 nucleotides. It is a transcript of the gene PLCZ1, whose product is annotated as phospholipase C zeta 1. The transcript has 13 exons. The record is from RefSeq and is a predicted model, not a curated record. Gene Ontology annotation, molecular function: phosphatidylinositol-4,5-bisphosphate phospholipase C activity. Gene Ontology annotation, biological process: lipid metabolic process; positive regulation of cytosolic calcium ion concentration involved in egg activation; intracellular signal transduction. Lineage: Eukaryota; Metazoa; Chordata; Aves; Strigiformes; Strigidae. Gene Ontology annotation, cellular component: nucleus. The coding region runs from base 1 to 1914 and encodes 637 amino acids.